GCUAAGUUACAAUGCCAAACAAGAGGAAACUUGGAUUUGCCGUGUGCAAGAUAGGAAACAUUGCAUUCCCGAGCUUUCUUCUCAACUUUGAGGAUUACAGUUACCAGUGUCUGAUGCUGUUGGUAGGCUUUUAAAACGGAAGACUAUCACCACUUUGUUAAGUCAGAAUUGGGAAUACAAGACUAUGCACCAUGACCAAAAGAAAAGGAAACACAGGGACAAAGGUGACACUUAAGGAUGCCAAAAAGGCCAUACGGAUGAAACCCGACGGGUGGCGCCGGCUCACACUAAGCAACAUGGGCAUUACUAUCUUCCCGCAGUGUAUCCUCAAACUGACCAACAUGGAUGAGUUGGAUCUCAGCCGCAACCAGAUUCAAAAAAUCCCAGAGGGUAUCGGGAAGUUGUCAUCGCUCAAGUGGCUGGACCUGCAUAGCAACAAGCUGGAAUCUGUGCCCGAGUCCAUCGGUAAACUGGUGGACCUGACCUAUCUCAACCUCUGUAACAAUCGUCUCACCUCGUCAGGUUUGCCCACGACGCUGGGCUCUCUUACAAACCUGACGAGUCUCAAUCUGGGAUUGAACAAGCUGGAUGCCCUGCUUCCAACUAUGGUCCCUCAGGAGAGCCUCCAAGAGUUAGGCUUGUUUGACAACCUCUUCACCAUCCUCCCAGACUUUGUGAAAGCCCUCCACAAUCUGACUAAACUGAACAUAAAACGAAACCCAUUGCUGAAAGUGAAGGAGGCCGGUGAGGAGAUGGAAACUGAAAAGUCAGACGAGGAGGAUGGCGUGUACCUCGUCCACGAGAGUAGACUGUGUAAAAUGUGCCUGAAAAUAUGUAAAGACCCAGGAGGACGGCAUUUGAGAGGGGAUUGUGUGAGGGAGAAUGAGUAUGAGGACACACGGUCUUACUCGGGCCUCGUAACGCCAAACUCGGUCGCUGCGGUCAAUCAAGAUGUGUGGAGAGCUAAGAACCUCGAACAUUAUCAGUCUUUCGAAAGCAACAUUUGAUAUGUUUUGACCGGUACAAGUCCGAAAGCAUUUUCUCUGUCAAUAAAUCGCUGUUUAU
Messenger RNA from Hippocampus zosterae (dwarf seahorse), 1065 nucleotides. RefSeq names its product leucine rich repeat containing 18a (gene lrrc18a). NCBI's taxonomy places the organism in Eukaryota, Metazoa, Chordata, Actinopteri, Syngnathiformes, Syngnathidae. The coding region runs from base 192 to 1007 and encodes 271 amino acids. The transcript has 3 exons. Gene Ontology annotation, molecular function: protein binding. The record is from RefSeq and is a predicted model, not a curated record.